This is a messenger RNA of Pelobates fuscus (common spadefoot toad), 933 nucleotides long. RefSeq names its product taste receptor type 2 member 9-like. Lineage: Eukaryota; Metazoa; Chordata; Amphibia; Anura; Pelobatidae. Gene Ontology annotation, molecular function: bitter taste receptor activity; G protein-coupled receptor activity. Gene Ontology annotation, biological process: sensory perception of taste; G protein-coupled receptor signaling pathway. Gene Ontology annotation, cellular component: membrane. Bases 1 to 933 code for a protein of 310 amino acids. The record is from RefSeq and is a predicted model, not a curated record. The transcript has a single exon.
AUGAUUUCAGCCAAAUUAUUAAUCUUUUUCCUCUUUGUAUCAGCAGAGACUCUGAUUGGUAUAAUUUUUAAUGCCGGUAUUUUUAUUGUUAAUUUUAAAGACUGGAAAAGGGGAAUAAGUCUGAAACCCAUUGAUCGAAUUCAGAUGACCAUGGGACUGGUCUAUAUAUUCCUACAGUGCGCAAUGGUUGUUGAUUUCCUUACAGAACUGUUCUCUGCAUUUUUUCCCAAGAAUGCAAUAUUUCUAUCCCUUUUCUUUAUAUUUUUCUUAUUUUACUUCAGCAACUGGCUUACCGCCUGUCUCUGUGUUUAUUAUGUUACAAGCAUUGCCAACUUCACUCAUCAUUUCUUUAUUUGGUUGAAGAGCAAUAUCUCGUCAGUUGUGACAAAAUUCAUGCUGGUGUUUGCUGUGGGAUCAUUUAUAUUAAGUAUCCCAUUUAUGUGGAAUAUCGAUAUUAAAAACCAAACAGAAACAUCUGAGAAUACCACUGCUAAAAGUUACGGCAUUCAAGUAAACCGUUUAAGUGAAAUGAUAAGCACUUCCUUGGGAUUAUUCCUGCCCUACACUCUGUCCUCAGUCUGCCUCGGAUACACACUGACUUACAUAUUUAGACAUGUCUGGAGAAUAAAACACAAUGACUCGGGAAUCAGUCGCCCAAAUCUCCAGGCUCAUAUCAGAGCCGCCCGAACCAUGACUCUGCUUCUUGCUCUUUUUCUGAUUUUAUACUCAGGUCAAAUUGUUGAAUUUGCUACCACCAAACAAGUAGAAAAUUACAGCUUUCUGGUUAGCCAGUUUUUGUUCUUUUCCUUUCCUACAGCUGAAGCAAUUAUCAUUGUCCAGGCGAGUGCCAAGCUUAGAAAAGCAUUUCAGUUGAAGAUUUCUCUUGUAAGGAGAAUGAAAUGCAGAACUCAACAUGCAGAUAAUCUUUGCUAA